AUGAGAUGCGCUCUAGUUGCCUUUCGCUCGCGCGUGCGACGCCCUGCAGCGCCGGCUGCCUCGGCAGUGGCGGAGGCGCCCAAGGGCUUAGACGCGGCCCUGGCCACCAAGCGGCUCAUGUCCAUCGUGAAAGAUGUCAUCGCGGCGGAUGAUGAAAUCAGCGCAGACAGCCCUCUCAUGGAAGCUGGUAUGGACAGCUUGUCAUCAGUGCAGCUCGUCACGGAGGUGUCCAAAGAGUUCCAGAUGACGCUGUCGCCAUCUCUCGUCUUCGACUUCCCCAACGUGGCAUCCAUCGUCAACCACCUGGUGGAGGAAAGCCAGGGCUGA
This is a messenger RNA of Effrenium voratum, 327 nucleotides long. NCBI's taxonomy places the organism in Eukaryota, Dinophyceae, Suessiales, Symbiodiniaceae. The record is from the annotation of a GenBank genome assembly.